UGUGGUCAGGUGGUGGUAGUGCGUCCAGGAGCAGUUUCUUCUCUGCAACACCGCCACCAAUGACGGCCAUGACCUCGAACCAGCCGGCUACUGGCGGAAUCCACGUGGGUUUGAUAUGUGUUGCAAUGGGGCCGAGACUCGGGAGGAAUGGGCCAGCGGAGGCACUUACAAACUUCGCUCCGCAUUGCCAAGCCACUGCAAUGGCACUCGAAUGCAUGGGAUCGUAGGCAACAGGCUGGCAAUAUGUCCCAAUUCUCACUUUCCCAUGUCGACGUCGCUCGCAAAACCCAGUGCCACAUUGGCCGGCCGCAUCGCAAAGUUCCGGCGGCCGAGCAUGGGCAAGUCAAGUGACAUGGCUCAUGUCCACAUGCACGCGGAGCCUAGCCACAGCAGGGCACAUCAUUCAUCCAUCGUCCAUGAGCAUUUCGAGGUCGCCGUUCGGCCUUUUCGGCUUGUCAGCAGACGAGGGAAACUUGCCAGCGAGACGGCGGCGGUUCGGGCGGCCCGUGACAUAUUAUUCGAAACCCAACCACUUCGGCUGCCGCUUGUCCGCCCUUUCUGCUUCACGAAACGCAUGACAGAAGUUCCGUGUAGCCAACGUCUUGCAAUAUCUUUGCCGCUGUGUGCUUGGGUCUUCGUAUAGCUUGUCUGGCCUCGUCCUCGAGGAGGACCCAUUCUGAUCCUCGUCUCUUUCCCGUGUCACAAGAUGUGAUGCGACCCAUAAGACAGCGCUCUUUCAUCCUAUCGCAAGCCGUUGACAAGAGCGGACGAUGCUUUUAAGCAAUACGCCAGGGUGUGCAACUCAGGACGGUCG
Molecule: messenger RNA, 814 nt
Organism: Microdochium trichocladiopsis
Lineage: Eukaryota; Fungi; Ascomycota; Sordariomycetes; Xylariales; Microdochiaceae
Exons: 1
Coding region: 116-643 (175 amino acids)
Source: RefSeq, a predicted model, not a curated record